AUGAUGAGGGGACACUACUUAUUGACUAGGCAAACGACUCAUCUUCAACAGUCUUUGUCCAUCCAUCCACCAUCCAAGUUCAUUAUAAUAAUUUUUUUUUUUAAUUACAAUUUUUAUUUAUUUCAAUACAAUAUUAAUUUUUAAUUUUUUCAUAUACAUUUGAUUGAAAAUAAAAUAAAUAAAAUGUGGUGGUCAUUUUUGCUUCUACUUGGAAUAAACUCAGUAACAAGUGAAAUAAAACGUAACAAUUAUUAUUUAAACAUUGACAAUAAUAAUAAAUUGAUCGAUAUAAAAUCCAAUGAAUCAUUUGAUCAUAUUGAUCUAUCAGGUUUAAAUAUAAAAGCCAUUUCAAGAUCAGUAUUUGAUAAUUUUCAAAAUACAAAAUCAAUUGAUUUAAGCAACAAUUCAUUUGCAAAGCUUCCAGAAUUUAUAUUUACAAAUUUAACAAAACUAGAAACAUUAAAAUUAUCCAACAAUAAUUUCGACAAGUUUGAGAAUACCUUUGUUGGUCUUGAUAAUUUAAAAACCCUUGAUAUAUCUCAUAAUCCUCUAUUACAUUUACGAAGAAGUUAUUUUUUUGGUUUAACAAAAAACACAAAUAUAAUUACAGAAGGAAAUAAUUUUUACACACUGUCAACUGAUUUAUUCGAAAAUCCAUUUUUACGUGAUACAAUUGAUUCAUCAGAAAUAACAAACGAUGAUGAUAUCAAUGAUGCAAUUAAAGCUGACGAAAGAUAUAACUCUUACUCUGAAAUAACAAGUGACGAGUCUCUCGAUUCAUCAAUAAAUCCAUCAUUAAAAAUUAAAGUUUGUAAAAAUAUCAAAAAUAUAUUAACAUCAGUUGAAGAAUUAUUCAAUAACGAAUCAUUACCAGAUAAUUGUGUGCUUGGAAAAAUAAAUCACAACAGUAAAGAGCUCGAUCUUGAAAAUUUAAAAUUACACAAAUUUACAAAAAACUGGUAUAAACUUGGUAAUUACCCAUUCAGCCAAAUAAGUUUUGCAUCAAAUGACAUUACUGAAUUAACACCUGAAUUAUUAAAUGACUUGCCAUCAUCAAUUAAAACCAUAAGCUUAAUAUACAACAAGAUAACUAAAAUAAAUAAUUCCACAAUUGAAAAUAAUCAUAUAAAAAAAAUCUUGUUAGGUUUUAAUGAACUCCAUGAAAUUCAAGAAAAUGCAUUUUUAAAUACGAAAUUAAUUGAAUUAUUUAUUAGUGAUAAUAAGCUUGAUAAUUUGGGUUUUGUUAAAACACUACCUUCAUCAAUUGUUUCGCUAAAUUUAGGCAAUAAUUUAUUUAAAAAUAUACCAGAUAAUAUUUUUAGUAAUUUGGGGAAGCUUAUGUUUUUGCCACUUUAUAAUAAUCAAUUGAUUAACAUAAAUGAAAAGGCAUUUGAAGGUCUUACAUCAUUACUGGAUUUACUAUUGGAUAAUAAUAAAAUAGAAAAAAUAGAGCCAAAUGCAUUUUCGUCAUUGAAAAGCAUUAAAUCAAUUAAUUUGCAUAAUAAUAAAAUUGAAAUAUUAAAUGAUGGAUUGUUCAAAGAUUUAAAUCCAAUUGAUAUUAAUUUAAGUAGAAAUAAAAUUAAAAAUAUAACAAAAUAUACUUUUGAUGGUUUAUCAUCAUCUUCAUUGAGAGAUCUUUAUCUAAAUUCAAAUGAGAUUGAGAAUAUUGAAGCUGAAAGUUUUGUUAAAGUACCAAGACGUAUUUUAGAUUUGGGUAAUAAUAAAAUUAAAAAAAUAAUACCUGGUGUAUUUAAUCUUCGUUAUCUUAAAGAGCUACAUUUGGAGAAUAAUUUAUUAACAACAAUUGAUGGUGAUUCUUAUAUUGGACUACCGAAAUUACGGCAUUUGUAUUUAUCAUCAAAUAAAAUUGGUAAUAUCAAAAAAGGAUCGAUGAAAUAUUUGAGAAGUAUAUUUACAAUUAGUCUGGCUUCAAAUCCAAUUGGGCAAUUUAAUAAUGGCGAUUUGUAUGGUCUUCCUAAGACAAAAGGACAUUAUUUAGAUAUUCAUGGUACAUCAGUAAAAUGCAUUCAGGGUGGUCUCUUUGAUGAUGCCUGAUUUUAUCCCAGGCAUUUUUAAACUUUACGAUCACGCUUCAGCAAUUUAACAGACCAGUUGUUAUUUCAUGUUGAUCAUUGUUAUUUUCAUAAUAACAAAUAAAAAUAUAUAAACAAAAUUUUAAAAAAUAUUAAAUAAAUAUUAUUACUAUAUUUUUCACAUAUUUACAAUAUGAUUUUUUUACUAUUUUUUUGUAAUUUUAAUUUAAACAGUGAAAGUAGAAAGUAAUUAUAAAGCUAAAAAAAAAAUUAAUUAUAAUUUUAAUAAUUUAAUAAUAAUUAAAAUUAAAUAUAAUGUUUUUUUUUUUUAUUAUAAUUUUAUUAUUGAUUUUAUUUGAAUUUUUCAAUUUUAUGUAAAAAAAAAAAUUUCUUUUUUGUUUUAAUAAUAAAUGUGCUAUUAUUUAUUUAAAGUAAGUAUAUUUUACGUGUUGAAUGCCUUUGUCUUUUUAUUUCCUUUACCACGAAAUUAAAAAUUAAAGAAAAAAAAAAAAAAAUUUUUUUUCACACAAGUAAAUGAUAGAACGUAUUUCCUGAAUCUUUGAAGGAAGGAAACACAUGAUCCAGUAAUUUUGUGUGGCAUUGACACGAUACAAUAUUUUAUUAUUUUUUUAUAUUUUUAUGUUAAGUCUUUUAACUAUAAUGGUAUCCCUUUUUAUUAUUUUUAAAAUUAAUAUGCGUGCUGGGAGAGCAACAGCAACAUUCAACAACAGCAGCAACAACGAUGUGUAAUAAUGACGAGGCUUGAAAAUAAUCCUCCACAUAGUUAUACGUAUAAUCUAUCCUAUAUCAUUAAUUAUAAUACUCUUCAAAUUAUAAUACAACAUUUACAUAUAUUACAUAAAAGACUCAUAUAUCCACGUUAAAGAAAAAAAUUAAAUUAAAUUUAUAGUUAUGCUAAAUUAAAUAAUAAUCAAUUACAUGAAUUAAUGUGGCUGAGUAUUUUCGUAUAUACAAGGACUAUGCAUAUUUUAUUGAAGAAUUAUUAUUUUUUUUUUUUUCAUUUAUUUAUAUUUUAGAUUGUUGGGAGGAGAUGUCUUCUUAUAUGUACAGCAUGAUGCCUUUCAAAUAACUUGUUAUUACUUAUACGUUUGAUAUUUUUUUUUUUAAAUUUAAAUCCGGUUUUUGCAUGUUGUGGGUGGAAGAGACGC
Aphidius gifuensis is the source of this 3202-nucleotide messenger RNA. RefSeq names its product protein artichoke-like. Gene Ontology annotation, molecular function: protein binding. The record is from RefSeq and is a predicted model, not a curated record. The coding region runs from base 184 to 2055 and encodes 623 amino acids. Lineage: Eukaryota; Metazoa; Arthropoda; Insecta; Hymenoptera; Braconidae. The transcript is spliced from 2 exons.